AUGAUUAAUCAUUUGGCGGCGAAACGAUUAGGUGUAUGGGUCUGCUUACUCUUCACAUUGUAUUUAGACCCCAAGUGCAGCGGUACGGGGAACAGCGAUGGGAUCAAUACCCCUAUAGACCGCAGUGACCGUAUCGGCCCUGGUAGUGAUGAAUCGUUCAGCAAGUACAUAGGGAAGGGGUACGACAUCCUGUUCGGAUAUCCACUCCCAAACAACGAGCUUGUGGAAGACCCAGGAUUUAGGAACGAAAUAUUUGACACGAGAAAUUCUCUAGACAUUAUCAACCAAGUUGCCUGUCACAGAGAUGAAUAUUUCAACUUCGUCGAAGGAAUCAAUGAUGUUACACACUUGGCCAUGGAUAACAUAAACGUCGAAGACGUGAAUUCCAGCGUAAUUCCUUUUUCUGCCUCCAUGCCAUACAAAAGCUACUUUGCCGACUUAGAAAUAGGAAGGAAAAAAUACCUAGUUGUACAGAACAACUGUGUGCACAAAUACGUAACGUACAAUUUAAGAGACACCACAAGACAUAUUAAUAGAGAGUUCUUAUUGGAGACGGAUAAAUUGCCCAUUUUAGAAAAGAAGGACAAUCAAAAGGAAUGUCUAAAGGGGAGAUACCGCCACAGUGGGAAAAACGAACGGUGCGCAGAAAUCAUAAAACCAUGGAUUGAUUUUUUCAAGAAAUAUGGGACCCACUUAGUUUUGUCUGCACACUUUGGUGGGCAGUCCUUUAACUCCUUGGAAGUUUCCCGGCGCACGAUGGAGGAAGCGAAGAUAUACAGUUAUAAGUACCCGCUCUCCAACGUCACCAACUUGGACGUAUUCAGGACGGCAUUGCUACUACAGGGGGAUACCAAAGAGGCGGGCAAAGAUGGCAACGUAAGUGAUGUACGUAGAGGGCGUGACCAUAUUCUUAAGGAUCCGCAUAACGAACUACAUGAUGAGCCCCUUAACGAACCGCCCCGCAUGAGGGAAAAAUCCAUGGGGGAGAAAACCGCUAGCCUGGAUACCCGUGGGGGAAACCAAACGUACAACGGGUGGAAGCAACAGACGUACGCUGUAUGGAAGGACUCAAUUUAUGCCAACCUCCUUCCAGUGCACCUGGACUUAAUUUCAUUGAGCUCUUUCAUGCGUAAGGAAAAAAAGGAAUCGUACGAGAAGGCCCUGGUUUACUACAACAGCCUCUACGGAAUGGACAAGGAAAAGUAUUACCUCUCACAAGACAUUAUAGAUGUGUUGGCUGAUGGAAAGCAAAUAACAGGAUCGGCCAAAGGUUCGCUCAUUUUAAGUUGUCCUGUUGGUUAUGUUAAGAGUACUGGAUUUAUCCUGACCUAUGACACAUCCGAGAGGCCGACGAGGAAUAGAGGCAAGAAGGGAGAUGCAGCGAAGGAAGAAGACGCAGCCAGGAUCCGCGUGUAUCCUUGCGUCAACAACGGAGAGUACGAUAUUUCAUGCUCCCACAUAAAUGAAAACAAUUCUGUUAUUUCCUUCGGAUGGCUGUAUUGCGUGAAGUACAGUUUUGUCCAGUUCGAAACGUUUUAUGCAAAUAGAAGUCAAGCAUCCGGCGGAACGUCGCUAGAGGGUAAGUGUUCAGAGGGAGGUAGUAUAGCCUUUGGGUUUAAGAUGAAGUUGGAAAAAAAUAAAAAUUUGAUCGGCAUGAAAGUGAAGGCGUGCCCCGUCGGUGAAUCCAAGUGUGUAAUUAACCAUGAGGAGGCCAAUUCUGAUUACCUACUGUGGGGGUUCUGCGCUCCCCCAUCAUUUCACAGCAUCAACUCCAUGCAGGUAACAUACAUUGAACAGUCGAAUGUGAUGGCCGAUGUGCAGGGUGCUUGUUCUGACAUGCAGAAAAAUAAAUACGAUAAUAUUUUCCUUGGAUUUUCCUUUUCUUUUGACAAUGAAUUGAGGCACGUUCAUGUUUCUCCUUGCGGGAUGAAGACCAAGUAUUGUAUCCACAAAGUGGGAAAUAAGGCAGAGAAGAACUAUGCGGGAAUGUUCCUGCUGUGCAGGAAUGACGGUGGUUCCCAGAGGCAGUUUUCCUUUCCCCAGAUGUUGGCUAUGUGA
Messenger RNA from Plasmodium knowlesi strain H, 2058 nucleotides. Its product is annotated as perforin-like protein 4, putative. The coding region runs from base 1 to 2058 and encodes 685 amino acids. The record is from RefSeq and is a predicted model, not a curated record. NCBI's taxonomy places the organism in Eukaryota, Apicomplexa, Aconoidasida, Haemosporida, Plasmodiidae. The transcript has a single exon.